Elephantulus edwardii (Cape elephant shrew) is the source of this 2580-nucleotide messenger RNA. RefSeq names its product coiled-coil domain containing 87 (gene CCDC87). Lineage: Eukaryota; Metazoa; Chordata; Mammalia; Macroscelidea; Macroscelididae. The coding region runs from base 1 to 2580 and encodes 859 amino acids. The record is from RefSeq and is a predicted model, not a curated record. The transcript has a single exon.
AUGAAGCCGCGGACUUUGGAGCCCGAGCUCCAGCACGUUUAUCACCGAUUGCUGCAGCCGCUGUCGCUCAUCCCCGGCCGGGCGACGCCCCGAGAGUCUCGGCACCUCGACCCGCGCUUGGUCCGGGCGCUGGAGGCGGAGCGGCGCGUAAAGCUGACAGCGUCGUCGCUGUGCCUGCGGGUCGCCGAGCGGCUGGCCAGCAGCGGCCAGGACGCGCAGGUGUCUCCCGAGGGCCGACACCGCCUCGCCGAGGUCAUCCUGCAGGAGUUGAGGUGCGGCUGGCAGGAGCCACCUGCCGAAGCUAGUCUGAGCCCCCAGAACAACCAGAAGCUUCGGCAGCGCCUGGAGACCUACGUGUUGGUGAGCAGCGAGCAGCUCUUCCUGCACUACCUGCACCGGCUGGUGGCCCUGUCGGGCCCCGACAGUGUCUUUACCGAGCCUGCCACCCUCACCCGCUUGGCCACCGGGCUCUCCAGGGACUGCACGCUCUUCCUCACCGGCCCUGACGUCUACCGUGGGGUGCUCGCCGACUUCCAGGCCCUGCUGGGAGUCCAUCAGGGCCGGGGCCACACUGGCCCCGUGCGGACAUUCAAGCUCUGCCCGAUCCCCCGGCCUCAGAGCACCGGCUUCGCCCAAGUGCCAUGUUCCAGUCUCGACUUGAACCACCUCAUCCAUCUCAGCCGCCCUUCGGAGUUUCAAGUCGAGUCAGGGCAGGAUCCUCUGAAAGAGCUCAAGACCAUCCCCCAGUUGAAGAAGAAAACAACUCUCUUCCAGCUGCCCAGCAGGCCAGCGAAGAAGAGCGCAGCUUCCGCAAAGACUGUGUCACUGCCCAGCCAUGUUGCAGCUCCCAGCAGCCAGGCUGCCCCCAGCUUCCAGAGCCCCCUCACCUCCCAGCUCCGCCGCUACCAGUCCAUGCCGUCUCUGCGGGAGGGCUGGAAACUGGCCGAUGAGCUGGGCCUUCUCCCGCAGCCCCCGCGCACUUGUACCCCCCUGGUCCUGGUUGCGGAGAGUAAGCCAGAGCUGGCAGAGAAUGCAGUGGCUGAAGAUCUGAAGAAGCUGAUGAGGAAACUGAAACUGAAGAGGCCUCAGGGACUCCUAAUGGACACUGACCUGCACCCACUCCUGGGGGUCCAGACCCGCGGCCCAGAGGCAGAGCACCGCCUAAGAGAGCUGCAGAGGAUGUUGAAGACCCUGGAGGAGGAGGAGGAAGCCUUGGAACUGAAGGAUAACCAACACCUCAAAACUCCUCCACUCCACCCACAACCACACACCACAACACUGAAGCUCAGAAAUCAGCUUGUGGUGGAGACCGCUGUUGUAAGAGUGUCCGACAGAAAGUUCGUGGACUCCUUUCACGUGGAAGGAGUCGGAGUCCUGUACAACCACCUGACCGGGGAACUGGACUCCAAACUUGUGGAAGAGAUGGACCGCAGCCACGUUGUGAGCGAUAGCACCUGGGAAGUUUACAAGGAGUUAAUGAGCCACAUCUCCACAAACCACCUGUCUUUUGACCAGGGUCCCCUGAUUGAGCCUACUACAGAUAAAGACUGGUCAGCCUGCCUGUCCUCGUCCUGCCUGGACCAAGAAAAAGAGUAUCGCAUCAUAAACCCAGAGCUGGCAAAACUUUACACCCAGGGAGCCAACAAGCCAAGGCCCCACCCUAGUAAGACUGUCUCCGUUUCAUCGCUGCAUGGGAACAAAACCUUGGACCUACGAUCCAACAAAGCCUUGUGGAUGGAAAGCUGGUGGAAAGCCAAUCUUUCCCAGGAAGACUACUUAAAAUUCCUCCACACCGAGAAGACGGACUUCCUCCAUGUCAUCUUCCACAUGUAUAAAGAGGAGGAGCCGCCUCCGGAGAAGUUGGUGGCCCCUGCCAAGGAGUCCCAGAAGCUUUCUCACCCACUCCCCUUGCUUGAAGAGAAGGAAUCGUGGGAUUUUGUGCCUGGCGAGUGGGAUUGCAGGACAGUACUGCCUCAUGGGCUGGGGACUGCCAAACUCGGCCUCCUGAGUGAAUACCAAAAGCUCCCACCCCUGCAGAAGCGUCUGGAGCGGCUGUGGUCCGUCCUUGAGUUCCCCCACAGGGACCGGCUGGAUAUGGCCAUCAAGUACAGCUCCGAUUCCUGUCUGAGGCAACUGCCUGCGCUCCUGGAUGCCUGGGAGUGGGCCCUGAAGCCCAUUAGGCUGAGGGAGAUGCUGCUGGCAAAACUGGAGGCUUUUGAGCAGCAAGCCUCCAACCCCAACCGAUUCUUCCAGAAGCCUUUCAUUGGCCUGAAUUGCCUGGUGGAGGAGAGCAAGAGCCGCAAAGAGCUCCAGAGGCAGCUCAGGCAGGUAGAGGCCUCCUUGGUUCCCCUCUUGGAGGAGAUCGAGUUAAUCUUUCAUGAGCCAUUGACCUUCAGGGGGCGGCGCUACCUGGACAAAAUGAAGCACGACCAGGUGGAGAUGCUGUACUGGCUGCAGCAGCGGCGGCGGCUCCACCGGCUUGUCCAGACCCAGAAGGCCUACGGUCCUCAGACAGCCCAGUCUGGGAGAAACAGUAGCCAGCACUUGGCAGCUCCUGGGAAUACUUCUGUUACCCUUUGA